AGGCAAAGCGAGAAUUCCAAGCUCCGGUUGUCCGGUGAGACGGGGCGCCUUCUUCUCCACGCCGCCGCCGCGUGGGCCAGGCCGAAUAGAAUCAAAACUCAGACCACCACCAAGCCUCGCGGUUUCUCGCCGUCCGAGCGGCCAAGCGGAGAGCGCCUCGAUCCGCCCGCCGCCGCGCAUGAGGAUCCUCGCGCUCGUCGUGGCGGCCGCGGCCCUCCUCGCCGCCGCCGCCACCGCGCACGAGCACCACGGCGAGGCGCCCACCUGCGCCGGCGGCGGCAGCGGGCGCGUGCUCGCGGAGUUCCGUCCAGGGGAGGUGACCCUGGACGGGCACCCGGCAGACUGGGACGGCGUGGAGGCGUCGGAGUUCGCGCUGCUUCCGGCUCUUGACCCCGACGAGGACAAGGCCUACGCCGGCGGCAAGGUCUUCGUCAAGGCUGUGCAUGAUGGCGUCAACAUUUUCUUCAUGCUGAAAGUUGAUGGGGAUUACACCUACACUAAAGGCGAAAAUAAGAAGUGCCCUUCUGUUGCUCUGAUGUUCCAAAUUGGAGAGAAAGCAACGUACUAUAAUAUGGGAGGGUGUAAAGAUAUGCCUGGUUCAUGCACAAGCAAAAGUUGCAGAGGUCAAGAGGUUGACAUUAUGCACUUUUCUGUUGGAAAUGCUAUCCCUGGACGUCUUUAUGGUGGAAAUCACAUAGAUAAUGCAGACGGAAAUGGCGGUGAUAGAUUCGGUCAUCUUGUUGAUUUAUAUUCAUGGAAUCCGCAUUGCCGAUACCUUGAUGGGAUAGGCCCUAAAGAGAAUAAUUCAAAUGCUCAGAAUGAUUGGCAUGGGGCAUGGUGGCAUAGCUCUCUGACCUUUCACUCAGGCUUUGUGGAUGAUGACAGUCCUUACGGAAAACAAGAUGAGAAGGGCACAUAUUAUUUUGAGUUUUCAAGGCCCCUAAGAACAAUGGAUCGAUUACAGCAGGAUGCACAGUUCACGAUAGGUGGGCCCAACAGUAUGGCUGUGGCUUUCUGGUACCCAAACGAUGGCAAACCAUGGAGCAAGUCCGAGCAUUAUUCGGCCAGCUGCGACUGGUUGGUUCUUGAUAUUCAACCAUCCAUGGAAGCUGCACAUUACCGCCCAGCUCCAAAUCGUUCAUGGGAUGCUGCAACUGCCUUUGCCUUGCUUCUUUCGGUAGUAGCAAUCUGUAUAUCCGUUUUUGUGGGCUACGGGGCUUCUAAGAACAGGAGCAGCGUCCAAUUUACACCACUUGAGCAGAUCUAGUUCGUUUGCUGGAGAAAAGAAUUUGAUGGUCUCGAGUUUCAUUAUUUGUGAUGCGACAAGGGACGCUAUUUCAUCUGUUGCUGAUGCACUUUCAUGAUCCUACAUAACACUUCUACGUCGAGGGAUUGCUGUGUUGCAUCUUUGUAAUCUAGUGUAGGACACUGAAAAUACAUACGAUUCAGAAUUUCAGACUAGAUUUUGGUUUUAUACCUGUACGGUUCAUUUUCUGUAAAUGAUGUAUGUCGGCUACAUGCACAUCUAGAACUUACACUUUUACGUUCUUAAAUUUGAGCACAGAUGAUUUUCAUACAAAUGUUGAAGUGCUUCAUGUGAUGGCUGAA
Oryza sativa Japonica Group (Japanese rice) is the source of this 1608-nucleotide messenger RNA. NCBI's taxonomy places the organism in Eukaryota, Viridiplantae, Streptophyta, Magnoliopsida, Poales, Poaceae. The record is from RefSeq and is a predicted model, not a curated record.